Molecule: messenger RNA, 4059 nt
Organism: Colletotrichum fioriniae
Lineage: Eukaryota; Fungi; Ascomycota; Sordariomycetes; Glomerellales; Glomerellaceae
Source: RefSeq, a predicted model, not a curated record
AUGGAGGAAGCGGGCGGCCGGAGGCGUGCGCUGCGGCGCUCGACUCAAGCAGUUCAGAGGGGAAGAUACCAGGAUCCGUAUGCGCUCGGGGUUCAAAGGCCGGCCUGGGUUCACCCAGACCCGGUCUUUGACCCCGGCGCGGCUCGUUGGGCGUCCUUCCCAACCAUUCCCCUGGACCAGCGCGGUCCGGGGGACGAGUAUGUGGAGGCAAGAGACCAGGGCGAGCUGGACGCCUGGCUGCGGGAGCAGAACCCCUCCCCCGAGCACUUCAGUGACAACGAGGAGGAGGAGGAGGAUGAGAGGCCGGUGGGCGUGCGUGAGGCUAAGGGCGAGGGCGAGGGCGAGGACGAGGGGACAAGCAUGGACUGGGGCAGCCCAGAGCCUGGGGAGGUUGAGCCCAUUGCCUGGGCUCACCUCGGCCACGGCGCCCAAUGGGUCUUGCUGGAGGUCAUCUGUGAAUCAGAGACUUUUGCUUCGGCAACCCGGGCUCUGGGCCUCACCACUCCAGAGGUCAUUGACUUUGUUGUGGUCUAUAUCCAGUACCACCGCCAGGUCCAGGAGUGGGCGGAGAUGUGCGACAAGAUGCACGCCUCUGAACUCCUCGGCCUGAUCCAUGGCCAAGUGCCCCCGAGAGACGGCAUGAAUGUUCUGCACCAGCCGGAUCUUCCCACUCACACCAUCAAGCCCAAUGAGUACGAGAAGGCCUGCCAGUACUUGCGCCAAAUUGGAUUAGGCGAGUGCAUUCAAGCACUUGAGAAGUGCCGAGGGAUAUCAGAGGGCUUCCUUCAGAUUCCCAUCGAGCGAGAGAUUCUGGCCUCCUGCAUUGCCAUCCUCGAGAAAGGCAAGAGUGGUUCGGAUUUGCACGACAUCGACAUUCCUCGUUACAAUGGACUGCAACCUUUGCACAAUCAGUUCGACGAGAAGCACUACGAAUUGGUGAACCUGGUGAUGCAUAUUCAAGCAUACCUCCCUCACUUGGAUCUUACGAAGGGCAGCCAGGCGAGCACAUCGUCUGCAACCAAUCCGACAGAGCAGCACGACCCUCCUGCAUCAGAGUCAGCGAGUGAGCCUCACAAUGCCGGACAAGUAUACACUCAGAACAACCCAAUGUUUGGCAAGAACAACCAGUUCGCAUGGGUCUUUGAUAACUUGGACAUGAACGAGCUUUACAAUCCCACCGAAGUCCACAAGUAUCGCAACCGUCCCACUGUCUCGUAUGAGAGCUCCCAGUCUGCUGCCGAUGGCAACCCUGAGGUCACUCAGGUGCAGGAGCAUGGUCAAUAUGAGGAGCACCCGCUUCUCGGUGAUCAAGUAUUCGACGAGGCAUCCCACGAGGCUCAAGACAACAAUCUGCCGACUGUUCCCUUAUUUCCUUUUGAAGGACUCCUACCCGAGGCAGAGGAGCUUAUGCCCUGCCCUUUCUUCGCAGAGCCAGAGCUGCCCGUGGACCAUACCCGCAACUUUACGAACCCGCCUCUCCCCGUAUUGCAGGCUCAUACUGAUGGCCAGUUGAUUCCACAGAGCGCAAGCUCGGCGGUGCCUCAGCCCUUCAUUUCUUAUAUAGAUGAGGUGGACCCCAACAGGAAGCCUUCGGACUUACCUGCCUACGAAUAUUUCCAGUCAGCUGAUUACAAGCAACAUCUCUACAGCGGAAAGCCCGAUUGGUACGUCGAUGAGAUGUUACUUCCAGUUGUCCGACCGGAGAUGCCAGCUAUCCAGGCGACCUCUCAUCAGAGUGUUGCUCAGGAGGCCAGUCAUCAGGAGGGCAACCUUGAGGCGGACGCGAAUAUCGACUCGAAUGCCAACUCAAACGCGACCUCCAUCGCCAACCCUCACGCCAACUCGAAUGCCGACGCGAACGCGAACCAGAGCACCAACCCGAACACAAACUCGAACAUGGACCUUUCGCAUCCGAUGUCGAGCACCGAUACGUCAGAAGUCCCUGGCGUAUCUGAAGUCUCUGGCGCACCUGCGAUAUCUGGAGCCUCUGCGGUCUCUCAAGCCCCCAAUCUCUUCGAAGCCCCCAGAUUUUCUGCAGUCCCCAAUAUUCCCCAGAGCUCUACAUUCGCUGAGGCGUCCAAGAUAUCUAGAGUCCCUGGAAGCUCUAAGAUAUCUGCAGCAUCCACAGCAAAAGAGCCUCGCUUCGCCUUGAAGGCUCCCAUGCUUCCAGACCAAGAAGAAAUCACUUUCUACAAUACCCCUGCGUUUGUCGUCAGAGGCUCGCGCCCGCGCACUGUCAUCGAUCUGACUGAUGAUUCUGCUAGAGGUAUGGCUGGUACUCCUGCGAGACCUAUGAUCAAUACCCCAGCGAGACCCGUGGUCGCUCCUCCAUCGAGACAGACCAACACAGCCCGAACUCCGGCUAUGCGCAUGGAUAGUCCCGAGGCUCCAUACACCAAGACCUCUACCAAGCCAACCCGCAAGCGCGCGGCUGAUGAUAGCGAUGGUGACUACGUUCCCAAGCCCAAGAGAGCCCGCCCUUCAAAGAAGGCUGCGGCCGUUCCGCAGACUCUGCCUCAGCCGCAGGUGAUGGGUCCUGAUGGAGUACUCAUACCCAUCAAGCGUGGCCGAGGACGUCCUCGCAAGUAUCACAGACCUGAGGACAUCGCCGCCGCGCAGGCAGCUGCGAAUCAAGCUGCUGCGAACCAGACUGCUGCGAACCAGACCGCUGCGAACCAGACUGCUGCGAACCAAGCCACGGCGAACCAAGCUACGAACCAGGCGACGGCUAUGCAGACCCCCGCGAACAGUUCUCCCGUUCUGAACGCUGCUACACCUCCGGCGAGCAACCCAGUUCUUGGCACCGAGCCAAUGCUCCCGCAGGCGGCCAAAGUUACCGCGCCGACUCGGAGACGUCGAAGCAAACCCAAGACGAACCAGUCCACUGAGGGCAGCCGUCAAGCUAGCGUUGAUCAGCCUCAUAUGCAGAGAAUUUCCCAGUACCAGGACAGAAUGACGCCAGUCUCGAGAUACAGCAACGAGCCUCAGAACUCAUACACCGACUUCAGAGCUGACGUUCGUCAAACGACAAGCUACGAGCGAAUGCCCGCGUCUUUCAUUUCUGAGAUUCGGCCGUCUGGUACUGAUUUGAGUCAAUCCUCGCUUCCUGGAGCCUAUGAGCCUUUUAACUCGUACGAUUCUCUGGCGCCCGACUUCAGAAUUGGUGGUGUUCGUCAGCCGAUAAGCUACGAGCGUACGCCUCAUCAUUCUUCUUUCGGCACACGUCCAUCUGCUGCUGAGCCGCGUCAGUCGUCGACUCCUAGAGCCUAUCAGCCUUCGAACUCAUACACUGCUAUGGAGACCGCAUCCACAGAGUAUGGUCGUCGUCAGCAAGAAAUUCAACAGCGUAUGCCCACACAUUCUGCCCCACGCAUGCAGUCGUCAGCUAGUGAGCUGCGUCAAUCCUCGGUCCCUAGUCCCUAUUCGAAUCCGAACCCAUUCUCUGCUUUAGAGACCGAUUUCACAACUCACGGUCGUCAGCCGGGAAACCAAGAGCGUAUGCCCACGUCAUCAACUUCUACGACGCAGCCGUCUGCUACUGACUUGCGUCAAUCAUCGCUUCCUGGAGCCUAUCCUCGCCCUCUGGCACCUACACCUCAACCCGACAUCGAGAUCCUAGAGCCCUCCAUGCCAGCGGUAGCGCCCGCUAUGAACCGCUCGUCUUUCCAGCAAGCAUCGGAUCAUACUGCCUCAAGCAACUCUUCGAGCCAAGUCGAUCCCAAGGCCCCGGGACCUCCUGUUCAGGACAAGCUUGGCAGGUUGUUCCCUCCUCAGUAUAAGACAUACGAGGAGUUCUGGGUGAGUGUUCCCGAUGGCGCGGACUAUGCCUUGAAGAUGAUCGAGAAGGGGUGGCCUUCUCACAUCGCUAUGCAGCUUGCCCGAGAGCGUAUAGCUAUGAACAUGGCUUCGUGGCCUAACAGCAUCUACUCGCUUCACUACAAGCCGAAUGCGGCGCCAACCCCGUUCCCGGGUGUUACCGCUAGCAUUCGUAGAGAGAUUGAAGCUGAGAAGGCCGCCGCUGCUCAGAAGCGCAAGGACAACGACCAGGCAGACAAGUGA